Epinephelus moara (kelp grouper) is the source of this 5677-nucleotide messenger RNA. It is a transcript of the gene lrtm2a, whose product is annotated as leucine-rich repeats and transmembrane domains 2a. The transcript has 7 exons. Bases 620 to 1831 code for a protein of 403 amino acids. Gene Ontology annotation, cellular component: plasma membrane. NCBI's taxonomy places the organism in Eukaryota, Metazoa, Chordata, Actinopteri, Perciformes, Serranidae. Gene Ontology annotation, molecular function: protein binding. The record is from RefSeq and is a predicted model, not a curated record.
CACACACACACACGCCGUCUCUCUUUUUUCACACACACUCACGCCUCUCAGACGCACACGGCAGCGCGCAAGCCAGCGAACAGGACGGCGCUGGACGUAUCAUUCAUAUAGGGAAUAGAUCCGAAGAAAAGGAUUAACUAUCUCCAUCCCUUUCCCUCCACGGACCUCAUCCUCUCUUCCCUCCUCUUGUGUCUCUAAGCCUCUCUUCACCUCAUUUUUUUUUCUACAAUCCCUCAUUUUUUUCUCCACACAAUCCCUCCUUUUUCACAAUUUAUUGGUGGGUUGAAGGGAGGCAAGGGGGGGAUUGUCUCUAUACAGAAAGGAGGAUUAUUCUCAUUCAUUUGACCAGGAUCUUGAAUGUAUGGAUUUCUUUUAACUGAAGGGGUUUUUCUUUUUUGGAGAUUUUUGAUCUUUUUUUAUAUUUCUUUUUUUCUUUUUUUUUUGUGAGGAUGGCUGAUGGCAGAGAGCUAUAAGGCUGUUGCUGUCUGAGAUAUUUGGUCAAAAGGUGUUUUGGUGCAGCUUUUUGCCAUUGCCGCCCUAGUGGAGGCUGCAGGCAUGGCGGCUUGACACCCCCAUAGCCCCGCCCCUCCGACAGAGGAAGGCUGCAGAGCUCUGUGUCAUGCCCCCUCACACACACACCCCUGGGGGCAUCGGCCUGCCCCCACCCGGCUCCACCUCCCACCACCUGGCCAGACCAGUCUUCCUCUGUGUCCUCUGCCUCCUGGCGACGCUGCUGCCGGCAGCCUCCUCCUGCCCUCCUCCCUGUCUCUGCGACUCAGACGGCCUGGUGGUGGACUGCGGGGGCCGGGGUCUCUCCUCCCUGCCUCCCCUUCACCUCCUGCCUCCAGGGAGCCGCUCCCUUCUGCUAGCCAACAACAAGCUCGCCUCGUUGGGAGCCUCUGCCUUCGCUAACCUCUCCUCUCUGGAGGAGCUGGACCUCUCAAAUAACUACCUGGAUAAUUUACCAGCUGGAUUAUUCAGAGACAUGUCCAACCUGACGAGACUGACUCUGCACAACAACUCACUAACAGUAAUGGACAGAGAGCUUUUCCAGGGUUUGGGGGGUCUUCAGAGUCUGGAUCUGUCACUGAAUGGUCUGUCCUCUGUACCGCUGGGGCUGCUGGAUGAGCUGCAGAGCCUCAGGUGGCUGUCCCUAGCGGGUAACAGGCUUCACGGUUUGGAAAGGGCAGCGUUUGAGCCACUUGCCAACCUACAACACCUGGAACUGGGACACAACCCCUGGGAAUGUGACUGCAACCUCCGUGAUUUUAAACACUGGAUGGAGUGGCUGCUCUACAGAGGGGGGAAGGUGGACGCGGUGGAGUGCACGCUACCGAAGGAUCUGCGUGGGCGAGACAUUCGUGGCGUCCCGGUGGAAAUGUUCAACUACUGCCUACAACUUGAGGAUGAGAACGGGGGAGGAGGUGAGGGUUCCCGUUCCGGACAAGGAGGCGGUCCUCCCUGCAGCAGGAACGCUCUUAACCCCAGUGGGGCAACACCAAUUUCUGACAGCAGCAACACUGGUGAUGACUCCUCUUCAAACACGGGAGGUGGUGGAGGAGGAGGUGGAGGUGGAGAACCUCCGUCGGAUUGCGUACGCGCUCGUUACCGACCCGUGAGCGUGCGCCGUGCCAUCGGCACAGUGGUGAUUGCUGGCGUGGUGUGCGGCAUCGUUUGCAUCAUGAUGGUUGCAGCCGCGGCUUACGGCUGCAUCUACGCCUCGCUGAUGGCAAAGUACCAGAGAGAGCUGAAGAAGAGGCAGCCGCUGAUGGGAGACGGAGAGGCAGACGGGGAGGACAGGGAGGAGAAACAGAUCUCCUCUGUGGCCUAAAGGAGUGACGGGACGGGGGAGGGCUGGCGUGUCAAAGGGUGAAGGUUGGAAGGGGUGAAAAUUAAAAAGGGCUCAAAGAGGAGAGAGAUGGAAGAGCUUGUUUUAUGCACACAGACAGUUACGGUAUCUCUCCCUCUGACUCUCAAACUGACACCUUUCUCCCACUUUUUGUCUUCCUCUCUUCGUCCUCUUUCUAUUUAUAACCUUCUCCCUCUCUCCAACACCUCACAUACACAUACCUUAUCUGUUCCCUGAUUUUCUCUUCCAUUUGGAGCCAUUCUCACUGCAGUAUUUGUUACCAAUCAUCCCUCCAGCUCGCCUACCAACCACCUACUGCUGCUCUUGGCUGCUGCUGAAUUUACCAUUAUAUUGGCUGAGAGAGGAAAAAAGGAUUCUCUCUAGCAUGAAACAUAUCAUUUAAGCUGUUACAAGACACUCGAUGUGUACGGUCAGUCAGUGUUUGCAAAACUGGAUCGAAUUUUCAGGGAUUUACAGUAUGUACGGUGUCGAAUGGACCAAUAUUCACAAUGAUGAGAAGAGUCUGCGGUGUGAGGUAGUGCCCAGCUCUCCUUUUGUCUGCAUCUUUCUCCUCCUCCACUUCAGAAGUUCGUCCAAAAAAACAGUACCCCAGCCAAGAUCCCUUCACCCUCGUCUGGCCUAAUGCUCCUCUGACAUUCCUUUGUACCUCCAAGUCCCAAAGAAACAGGCACUGGUGGAAGUCUUAGGGGAAACGAAGGCAACUUAAUGAAUAAACUCAAAGAGGAGUCUUUUAUGUAGUCAACGCCUCUAAUAAAGAUUAUGAAAGGAAAUCAAACACAGAGUCUCCUGAGUGUCACAUCUCUUGAGACUUGUUAGAGAUGUUUAAUAUGGAACAGGAAACUAAUUGGAUCGACAAAAUGAUCAUUCAUGGAUGGCGAGACCUUUUAAAUACAUGAAGUCAGAGACAACGGCUAGAUAUUCUCCCCUAUUCGAUCACGUCUGUUUCUCCCCAGACCGUCUAUGGACCUAUAACAUCCUCCAGAUGUCACAGACUCAAGAGGAACACACCAUUUAAACUGGAAUUUGCUGUAUUUGUCACAUUUGCUUGGAAUAAGCCUCUUGCUUCCUUGAUGCUUGUUAAAUGAUUGCGAUCGAUUUCUGGACAAAUCAAAAGCCUCUUGUCAUGGUUAAAAAGCAGUCAAGCUACUUUUCCGGUACCUCUUGGACUACGCUUCAACGCUGAAAAGUAUUCACAAUUGUUUUAAUGAAGUUAUGAAAAUUAAAAGGACCACAGACUUUGCUUUAAUACAAAUAUUCAUUUACAGACUGAUUUCACCCCUCAGAGGUGAAUGUUUGCUACUAUGGCACGGAAGCACUAUCUCAGAGAACCCUGUCUCCUGGCAAGGACUACAAAACUUCAUCUAAGGACUACAAACUUCAGACUCCUGCACUUUAUUUCUCUAAUCAGAUCCCCUCUGGCGUCCCGCUCCCUCCUCCCCUCCCUGUCUUUCUUCCUAAAAUGGACGAUGUGCCCAGAGGGAUUAUAACGAACAAGGGAUUAAACAAAAAAGACGCUGCUAUUUUUCCCCCUCCUACCCCCCUCCUUCUCGUCCUUUUAUCUCUCCAUCCAUCUUUCCAUCCUGUGCUAUUUAUGGAAAGUAUUUCACACUUCCUUAAAGACUUCCACCUCCUUCCUUUCCUUUCGUCCAUCCCUUCUCCCAUAUUGUUGUCCUUGUGUCUCUCCUCAAAGGUCAGCAAUAUGCAAUGGAAGUCAAUGUCACCACGCAUGGAAAUCCUGUCACCGCCAAAGAGUCCUUCUGUUUUAUAUGUUGUAAUCGUCACUUAUUCUAGAAGAAUCUGUUUGAUAAGCACUCUCUCAUUAAGUUUGCUUUACAUUCAUAAUUAUUUAUGUCCUGAAAUAUCAAUGUAAACGUCAACAUUUCGUGGUUAGCAGAGCACUAAAUUUGUGUCUUUGGUGAUACACAAUCUCAAAAAUCUGGCUUUCAUUGCAUAUUGCUCCCCUACAGUAAAACUAUUGUACCCUCCCAAUUUUUAAUUGGCUGGAAAUAAACCUAUAUUAAUAGUGUGUUAUCUUAUACCUGGGUAUGAUACAGAUAAAUAUUAUUCUAUUAGUCUCUAAUAUGGUGUGUUGGCCCAGCGAUCCCCCCCAAAAUGUUUUUUUGAUGUAACUGUUUCUGGUUUUCUGUAUCAAUUCAUGAUGUAUGUCUUUUGUUGUGUUAAUGACUUCUAUGUUUUGUUUUAGGUUUUAAUAUCUCUGUAAUGUUUAUUUGUCGUGUUCAUUUAUUUGUGUUCAGUAGUUGGUAAAGUUUCUGAAAGAGGUGUAGAGAGAGUUUGGCCAUUGAGAGUGAAAAGGGCCCCGUACUUAGCAGAGAAUCACGAAGGUGACAGGUAUGCUUAUUGUUUUAAUAUGACUUUUUCCAUGUAGUGCUAUAGGAGUAACUUUAUCUCCUACAAAUAACCUUUCAUUUGGCUUUGCCACUGCCUGUGUGGCAGUAUCAAAAUACCAGACAGAACAUUUGCAUCUAGAAGAUGUUGGGUUCCAACUUUUUUCAACUGGAUAUUAUUACAAUAUCUUAACAUGAUAACUGGUAUGGUUAAGCUGUCUUGAAGACAUGGCAACUAAUCCAAGUGGAAAAGGCCUUAGCGAAAGUUUAUGGUCCUUGUUAUAUUAAAAAAUGUAAAGGCUAAUGCCUUUAUGGGAUGGGACGUGAGAUAAAAGACACCAGCUCAGGCACAAGAUAAAAUGUUGGCAUUGUCCGUCUCUGAAAACCAUGGACAUCUUACAUUUCUUUUAUACAUAUGACAUAGUUUAGAUUACAUGUGUAUGAGCUGAAUUUCUAAAGGAUGGGAUGGUGGAUACUAGCAUGACACUUAAGUGAAACAGCUGCCAAGUAGCGGCUUACUGUUCAAGACCAAUAGAAGCAGGUGUUUUCUAAUGACAGACAGGACAUAUCCAGCAGUCUUUGUAGCAACCAAUCUUGGUAUUUCAAGCCAGAACAUUACAUUUCCUACACUAACCAAGUGGUUUUGGUGCCUAAACCUAACCACAUGUUAACCAUAGCAUUACAACAACAUAAAAGCGCAAAUUUAAACAUCAAGAAAUGUAAAGUGUUAACAUAUCAGCAAGAUAUGAAACAAGCAAAUGUAACAUAUUUGUGUUUUGCAGAAACAUACAAUGCCAACAUUCUGCCGAUUUGAAAUCAGUGUUGAAGACGCACAUAAAUCUUGCAGCAUUUAUGAACAUCACACUACUUCUUGCAUCAGCAAUGAUACCCAGAGUAGUUGCAUAUAUUAAUAAAUAUUUGUAGGAGAUGAAGCUGGUCUGAAGUCAAGAUGCACAAAAACCUGAAGAAUUAUUGAUCUUGAAUUGCAAAUGAAGUCAAGAUGCACUUCAACAACAGCUGCCACCUCACUGGUGUAAAGAGAUGAAAAAGAACUAAUUGGUGACUUCAAAUUGGAUAUUUUAAAGGGAUUUAAAUGCGUACCGUGUAAACGUAGCCAUGAAAUCCACAGGGACUUUGGGGCAGUAACUGGAAAAAACAGACAAUGGCUAAACUCUGUUUAUGAACCUGGAAACACUGUCCUCUCACCCCCUGGUCUGCAGGUCUUGUGUUGUUGGUAGCUAAGUAUCUUAGCUAGCUGAAACCUGUUCCUAUAGCCUGUGCGUGUAAAGAACAAUAAAUUAUAGUUUGUUACGUAAAAACUGCAGCAGCCAUGAUGACUGAGGGCCUCAAAGAUUACAUUGCCCGGAAAUCGAUGGUGUGUUGUCUUAUAACGAUGAUUGUGAUUAUGACAAUGAUGAUAUGAUGGUGAUGAUGAAGCAUUUCCUGGUCAAUAUGCAUUGAU